AUGAUCGUCUAUGCCCCUUAUGCAAAUAUAGGAGACUAUUUACCUGCUACAAGGGAGGUGUGGAAAGCCUAUGACCUACGGGACGUUCAGCCAGCAAAGCUGAAACCAGAAGUCCUAAGGAAUCCUGGGUCCUUCCUAGAAAAGACACAUAGCCUAACCAAACAGGAAGUGAGAGGAAAUCUCUCCAAAGUAGGGAAAUCCUCUCCACCUGAAAAUGUUGAUGACAACAUAGCUGAACAGAAACGCCAGCUUCACACCCCAAUGUAUGUCCUGAUGGGGAACCUUGCCUUUGUGGAUGUAUUUUUUACCUCCAUUAUCAUCCCCAGGGCCCUGUAUGGCCUCUUGUCUGGAGACACCCACAUCUCCACCCAUGGUUGCUUUGUCCAGCAAUUCUUGUUUCUGGCAGUGGGUCUUAUGGACAGUCUUUUGUUGGUAAUCAUGGCCUUUGACCGAUAUUCUGCAGUUUGUUCUCCCUUACGUUAUCUGAUAAUUAUGAACAAGAGGACUUGUAUCUGUCUGGUGGCUAGCUCUUGGGUCCUCGUGUGUCUACAUGCUACUUUGUACACCGUGCUGACUUCUUCUCAGCUGAACUGUAGCUGGGUCAUUCACCAUUUCUUCUGUGAUCUUCCUGUAAUAAUGAUGUUAUCGUGUUCAGGCACUUCAGAUGCUCUGCAGAAGGUUGUCUUCAUUGAAGGUCCCAUUGUCAUCUUUGGCCCAGUAGUCUUCAUCCUCGGGUCCUACAUACUCAUCAUCAGAGCAGUGUUGACUCUACAUUCAUCCCAAGGAAGAUGGAAGACAUUUUCUACUUGUUCUUCUCACCUCAUCAUGGUUAUUUUUUUCUACAGCACAGUCAUAUUUAUGUACUUUCGGCCAAGCUCCAUCUACUCUCCGACCAAUGACCGGGUCAUCAGCGUGGUGUACAGUGUCAUUAUUCCAAUGCUCAACCCCUUUAUUUAUAGCCUUAGAAAUAAGGAGGUCAAAGCUGCUGUAAAAAGAUCAUUACAAAGAAUUAAUUAA
Messenger RNA from Nanorana parkeri, 1017 nucleotides. RefSeq names its product olfactory receptor 1C1-like. The coding region runs from base 1 to 1017 and encodes 338 amino acids. Gene Ontology annotation, biological process: G protein-coupled receptor signaling pathway. Gene Ontology annotation, molecular function: G protein-coupled receptor activity; olfactory receptor activity. The transcript has 3 exons. The record is from RefSeq and is a predicted model, not a curated record. Gene Ontology annotation, cellular component: membrane. NCBI's taxonomy places the organism in Eukaryota, Metazoa, Chordata, Amphibia, Anura, Dicroglossidae.